AUGAAGACCACUACCAUCUUCACCGCACUCGCCGCAGCCCUUCCUGCUUUUGCAGCACCACAUGCUCGCUCUACCGGAGACUCCUUCGGCGGUCUAGCCAUCAACUCCGGCUCUCCUAUCCACCUCUCUGCCAUCAACGCAAACGGCAACUCCUUCUGGCUCAACAAAAAGACUUCAUCCUACUGCCCUAACACCACCGUCACAUCCUGCCCUGACGGCAAAUACACCUACUUCACCGGUGGCAAUGACACCCUCUCCCUCAACGUCGAGGUCCCCGGCGGUCAACGCGUCUACGUCGCCCAAGACGGCAGUCUCGGCUUCACUAUCCCCCAUGGCAGUGUUUCUGGCAGCCAGAAUGUCAGCUACACUGGUUUCAACUUGAGAGAUAGCGGUAUUCAUUUGCAGUUCAAGGGUGCUGAUUGGAUUGCUGUGCCUAUUGGUAGUGCUUACAAGGUCUUUGCUGCUGCGGCUGAGAAUGCUCCUAAGAACGGCACUGGAUUCUCUUUCAGAGUGGGAUCUGUUGAUGCUACUUUUGGUGCUUGGGAGUAUCUGUAA
Messenger RNA from Aureobasidium melanogenum CBS 110374, 555 nucleotides. RefSeq lists its product as uncharacterized. The transcript has a single exon. The record is from RefSeq and is a predicted model, not a curated record. The coding region runs from base 1 to 555 and encodes 184 amino acids. NCBI's taxonomy places the organism in Eukaryota, Fungi, Ascomycota, Dothideomycetes, Dothideales, Saccotheciaceae.